GGAAAUGUGUCUAUGAUGAGACUAUCGAAAGUGUCGCCGAAGAAAUGUUUUUUUCUUGUCUUAUGUUUCGCCGUACUGAUAUUAUUAGUGUUCAACUUAAGGGAUAAAGAUUGGAGUACGAAAUCGCCACAUGUGCUAUAUGCGAGAGAUGAAUACCAGCUGGAUGAGACUAAUCAGCGGCACGAGGUACUGUACAUCUGCGUUUAAUAUGUAAUUAACCGUGUUUAGUACGGCGAGAUUAGAUCUUUUCCCUCUAUUACGACCGUUGAAGCAGUCGAUCCAGCUGAUCAUGCUGACAACAAGGAGAACGAUAUCGCCGAUUACGGCAAGUCCCGAUCGGACGAGCGGCCUAAGGAAACGCUGACCGCUAGCGAUCUGCCAUGGUACUUCUCGCAGGGUAUGCGAUACCCUAAGCCAGCGAGACGCAAUCGCAAAACGAACAAGCGGCUGGCUAGACUGUUACCGAGUGAAACGUCGCGCGGUGAUCGUAUCAGCAACCAGCUGAUGUUCGUACCGCCCAACUACGAGACAAUCAAACGCAAGGGCAAGCUGAAAACGAUCCUGCUCUACAACGGGCUUAGCCCGUGGAACGUGAAAGCCGGCCGGGAUGUGUUUCUCAGCUCAAAGUGCCCCGUUUCCACCUGCUCCAUUACGGCGCAGCGAGAAAAGGCCUCCACCGCCGAUCUGGUACUGUACAAGGAUCACUACAUCCCACCAUCGGUUCCCCGGUCGCCGUAUCAGAUCUACAUGAUGUACUUCCUGGAGUGUCCGUACCACACGCAGCACGUUAAAUAUCCGGACGUGUUUAACUGGACGGCUACGUACAGGAAGGAUAGUGAUAUAGUCGCACCGUACGAGAAGUGGGAAUACUUUGAUCCUCGCAUCAGGCAGGUGGAGCAGGAUCGGAACUACGCGCUCAACAAAACGCGCAAGGUGGCCUGGUUUGUUUCGAACUGUGGCGCACGCAAUGGACGCCUUCAGUAUGCACACGAGCUACAGAAAUAUAUUCAGGUCGAUAUUUAUGGUGCCUGUGGAACGUUCAAGUGCUCCCGCAGUACGGCGGAGCGUUGCUUCGAGAUUCUAGACCGUGACUACAAGUUCUAUCUUGCCUUCGAAAAUUCCAACUGCAAGGACUACAUCACGGAAAAGUUCUUCGUCAAUGCCUUAACGCGCAAUGUGCUCCCGAUCGUGAUGGGCGCCCGGCCCGAAGACUACGAGGCGAGCUCACCCCAAAAGUCGUACAUCCACGUGGACGAGUUCGGUUCGCCGAAGGAGCUGGCCGAAUAUCUUCACCUGCUCGACCGUAACGAUGAGCUGUACAAUUCCUACUUCAAGUGGAAGGGUACGGGCGAGUUUAUCAACACGUACUACUGGUGCCGGGUGUGCGCGAUGCUCCAUGACGAGGCCUCCUUCCGGCGGCCUAAAUCGUACGACGACAUUAACGAAUGGUGGCGUGGACCGGGCGUCUGUACGAACGGAUCGUGGCGCAAUUAUAGGGCACGCAAUCCGGAAAAACCGGCAGCCGAUAGCCGAUGA
Molecule: messenger RNA, 1536 nt
Organism: Anopheles maculipalpis
Lineage: Eukaryota; Metazoa; Arthropoda; Insecta; Diptera; Culicidae
Gene: FucTA
Product: glycoprotein 3-alpha-L-fucosyltransferase A
Exons: 5
Cellular component (GO): membrane
Molecular function (GO): alpha-(1->3)-fucosyltransferase activity
Source: RefSeq, a predicted model, not a curated record